GAAAAGCCGUCGGCUGAACUUCCGUGUUUGUUCCGCUGUCUCAUGUCUGUAGUUUCAUGCUAGUGGGGGAAAUUCAUAGUCCUCUGAAAAUGUAACCGUGGAAUUUCCACAGCACACGGCAGAUCGCUUCCUGGUGUGUUUAAGUGUACUGUUUCCACAGUAACGACAUCGUGGUUGAUAAAGUACAGCCCCACGCGUGGGUUCACGGUAACAACUGACGCCGGACAGUGGAGUAGUCGACUGAACCCACUGAACACUAGGACGACCUCCCACGGAGAAUCCUGUGUCAUACCAGAGAAAAUGCCAUCAAGAAACCAUCUAGAUAAAAUUGGGAGGAGGAAGAAAAAGAAAUGGACAGAGGAAGCCAUGGAACGUGCGCUGACUGAGGUGAAGUCAGGACGCUGCACAGUGCGGCAGGCUGCCAAGGAGUUUGGAGUCCCUAAAUCUUCACUGGGCGACAGAGUGAGUGGGCGGGUGACACCCGGGAGUCGCAGCGGCCCGGCUCAGCUCAUAACAUCUGCAGAUGAGGAGCUGCUGGUGGAGUUCUCCUUAUACAUGUCCAGGCAUGGAUUCCCACUUACAAAGCAACAGCUGGUGUCUUUUGCUUCAUCAAUUUAUAAGCGGCAGCACCGGAGGGUGGCCUUCUCCAAAUUAGGCCAGACCUGGUGGCUCAAUUUUAGAAAGCGGCAAGAAAAGAACAUUACAAUUCAGCCAGCGGAGAGUGUUGUCCGUGGGAGGACAGUGUGUGUGAGGAAAGAAGCGGUGGAUCAGUUUUUUCACUUAUUGAACACUGUCAUGAACACACAUGGGCUCAGGGACAAACCACAUCAAAUCUUCAACUGCAGUGAGACGAGCUUUCAGCUGGGCAGGAAGAGGGUGACUCUUCCCAAACCUGCCAAUCUGGGAUACAAGCCAGCGACAGGCUGCAGGGACCACAUCUCCGUCCUGGCGUGUUUUAGCGCAGCUGGAGAAGAUGUUCCCCCGUUCAUUAUCUACUCGAAGGCCUAUCCAGGGGGCGUGUGCUAUAAGACCCAGGGGCCACCCGGCGCCCUCUAUGGGUGGUCAGACUCAGGUUGUGUCAACUCCGAACUCUUCAAGAAGUGGUUUCUCAAGCACUUCCUUGUUCAUGCACCUAAGGAACGUCCGUUGCUGCUUAUUUUUGAUGGACACAAGUCGCCUGUGAAUCUGGAGGUGGUGGAAGCCGCCCGCAAGGAGGACGUCAUACUGUUGUGUCUUCCGCCUCAUUGCUCGCACAUCCUGCAGCCGCUGGAUGUGGGACUGUUCGUGCUCCUGAAGCAGCGUUUUGCAGCACUGAUAGGUGAUGGUUGUACCAGUGGUACUCACUUUGCAGUCAGCAAAAAGGAGUUCUCAGGUGUGUUUAAGGGCACAUAUCAGGUCGCAAAGGAAGAGGAGGGUGUCAGGACUGUAAAGGACGGCUUUAGGAACUGUGGUAUUUACCCACUGAACCACUUUGCAGUCAAUGAGGCUCAUUUAAUGCCAUCACACAGCAUGGAUCCAUCAGCUGGAUCCACUGUAGGAGACUUGACAGAGGCCGGACCCUCCUCCUAGCUCAUUACUACCCAAAAGUAUGAGCCUCCCUUUAAGAAAACCUGAUCUGAAUGAACAGGAACAGAUUUCAUUGAAAUACUGAAUGGGUUUACACUCCUGUUUGUGUAUGUUGUGCCACCUCUCCCUAACUCCCCGCAGCGUUCUGUUUGUCAGCUGGCCAGAAAGAGGCAGUGUGUUAAUAUUAAUUACUUGCCAACACUGCUUUGUUAUUGUAAACAAGGCUGUAUAUCUAAUCUGAAUGCUGUACAACAGGGACCAGCAAAGGAUGGUAAAAUAAAUAGGAUGAUUAAAACGAAUUAAAGAGAAGCAAGAUUACCUUUUUUCUAUCUUAACUGUAGCUUUAACUUAAAGAUAAUAAGAAGUUUGUAAGGUUUUUUUGUUUUUGUUUUUUUUUAGGAAAUCAUGAACCGAAAAGGUUGGAAACAACAUACGCAUCAAUAAAACUGCCACUUUAUCUGUUGUUUUUCUUGUUUUUUCAGUGGCUGGCCCCCUAAGACAAGGUUUAAUUUUUAGAUUCUCUAAAAGGCUGUACACUGUUUGUCUUUUAACACACUGAAAUAGGAAAUAGAUUCACAUUAUUACCCUAAUCAUGCUGACAAAUAUCGCUGAACAGACUCAAAGUUUUGUCUUUGCAGCAUAAGAAAUGUAGGAUUAGCACAUUGUGAAAUGUGUGAAGAGGCUGAUUUUAACAAUGUAUUUUUAACCCGACUUUGGAGAUUUCCUCCCUAUAAAACCAGUUAAAAGGUGUUUGCUUUUUUUGUCAAGUUGAGUCAGUUGUAAAGAAAAAAAAAUUAGAAGUGUUUUUCUUAGGAGAUAAGAGGGAAGCGUUCAGGUUUAGUUGCUUUUGUGAGUGUUAUUCCUGUCAUGCACCUGUCAUAAAUAGUUUUGAAACAAAUGCAUUGUUUAAAAUGCCUAAAGCCUUUUGAGAAAUGUGAAAUAUUUCCUCUUUGUGUAGUAGGUAUCCUUAAGUUGGAUCUCAGGGAGAGAAUGCAGCAACAGAUCAUCAAUAAAUUGGCAAUAUUCUGCUGCACAAAUGUGUCUAUAAUCUUAAUAAUUUACCAAAGGGAUUUUAUUGCCUCUGUGUUUGUUUCAUGUAAGUCUGUGAGUCAAGUGAUGUAAUAUCAAUGCAACAAUACCCAGGAUGGGAAUACUACUGUAUGUAUAGCAUAGAUAAAACUGUUAGGAGAUACAACUGAUUUUUUUUUUUUAAUGACAUUUAAAGCACUCAAGAGAUCUAUAAUCAGUCAUUUAGCAAAGAUGAAUCAUUAUGAAUUUUACUAUCACUAAACAUUGAUUAAAGAGUUGAGAGGAGAGCACAUAUGCGGGUGUUGAAAUGGCAGAUUUGUGUCUCUGUGGCUCGAGGGUAAAACUCGAGUCAGGUUUGUAUUCAGACACUGCUGGAUCGGUUAAAUCACAGGUCAGCCCGCAGCAUAUUUAAGGUCUUUAAGAAUGCAGUAGAGCUGCCCUACAGUUAAGUUAAUGUUUAUGUAUGGCGCUAUCACAGAUGGUAAUUUGUGCCUGAAGGCUUUAUGCAUUUUUUAGUAAUUAUUCACUGACACCAAAGAGUCAACACUAAAUUUCAGUCUGACUUGCAGAACUGCCACUAUAUAAACAUAAGUGCCAGAUUGUAUAAAAAAAUCAUUGUGGGAUUUAGAUAUUUUACAUGUUUUUUGUAGUCCACUAAUUAGUAAUCAUAUCAAUAUAACAAUGAGCAUGAGUUAAGACUAUUAAGUAAUUAAGUCCAUCUUAUCCCAUUUUCUUAAAAUCACAAAAUACAAUCUUAGCUUUGGCAAAACUAAGGAAAUAAGCAUGUUUUGUAAAUGUCUCUAUAUGUAGCUCAUUAACAUGAAUUUCUUAACAAACCUGGAUGGGUGCAAGUAAUGGUUAUUUGUUACUUGUUUAACCUAUAAAAGAAUAAUAAUAUAAUCAUCUUUAUUUAUAUAGCAGUUUUAUAAAGUGUUUUUACAGUCAAAGCGAACAGGAAGUUCAGAACUGGGAAGUGAAACAGUGUCACCAAUUAGCAGACAGUAAUGAACAAAGCUCAGGUUAAAAACUGGGAAAGAACUCUCUCAGAAGAUAAAUAGUACACUCAAAUAUACAAUUACAGUAGAAAUAAUUAACUUUGAUAAAAAGAGCAAAAAAAAACAAAACAAAAAUUAGUAAGACCAAUA
Sphaeramia orbicularis (orbiculate cardinalfish) is the source of this 3740-nucleotide messenger RNA. RefSeq lists its product as uncharacterized. The record is from RefSeq and is a predicted model, not a curated record. The coding region runs from base 301 to 1569 and encodes 422 amino acids. Gene Ontology annotation, molecular function: DNA binding. The transcript is spliced from 2 exons. Gene Ontology annotation, cellular component: nucleus. Lineage: Eukaryota; Metazoa; Chordata; Actinopteri; Kurtiformes; Apogonidae.